This is a messenger RNA of Suricata suricatta (meerkat), 2842 nucleotides long. RefSeq names its product thiamine triphosphatase (gene THTPA). Lineage: Eukaryota; Metazoa; Chordata; Mammalia; Carnivora; Herpestidae. Gene Ontology annotation, biological process: dephosphorylation; thiamine metabolic process; thiamine diphosphate metabolic process. Bases 273 to 1001 code for a protein of 242 amino acids. Gene Ontology annotation, molecular function: thiamine triphosphate phosphatase activity; magnesium ion binding. The transcript is spliced from 3 exons. The record is from RefSeq and is a predicted model, not a curated record.
CCCGCCCCUACACCCAGGGUGCGGCACUCAGACUGAGGCCUGAGACCCGGGCCGACCCGCGGGAGCCGGGAGGGGUCGGACACGAGGAGCAGGACGCAGGGGGACCUCUGCGCUCCCGGCCCACCGCCGAGGGUCGCGGCACCCCUAUCACGUACCUAGCCUCUCAGGCCCCGGCCCGUCCUCAGCACUGCCACAUCACGCCUAAUAUGGCCGCUCGCGCUGGGACCGGCCCGGUGCACUGAGAGCCGUAACGAGGUCCGAAGCCAGGUAUCAUGGACCAGGCCUUGAUUGAGGUGGAACGGAAGUUCAUUCCUGGGCCUGGCACUGAGGAGCAGCUGCAGGAGUUGGGGGGCAUCCUAGAGCACCAGGUCACCUUCCGGGACAGCUACUAUGACACCCCUGAGCUGAGCCUCAUGCGGGCUGACUACUGGCUGCGGCAGCGUGAGGGUAGUGGAUGGGAACUCAAAUGUCCUGGAACAGCAGGUGUCUCAAAACCUCACCAGGAGUAUGUGGAACUCACAGCUGAGCCUGGAAUUGUGGCCCAGCUCUGUGAGGUGCUGGGGGCUGAGGCCCUGGGGGCAGGAGGUGUGGCAGCUGUGCUGGGCCCACUGGGGCUGCGGGAAGUAGCUAGUUUUGUGACUAAGCGUAGUGCCUGGAAGCUGGUGCUCCCUGGAGCGGAUGAAGAGGAGCGUCCACUCAGGGUGGACCUGGACACAGCGGACUUUGGCUACACUGUGGGUGAGAUAGAGGCCCUGGUGCACCAGAAGGCUGAAGUCCCAGCUGCCCUAGAGAAGAUUCGCAGCCUCAGCAGCAUGCUUGGUGAGGGAGACAGGCAAUUCUGUGCAUUCCUCAGCUUCAUUAUCCAUCCGGGUGUACCGGUACAGGAGACCCCACCUGCCAAGCUGAUGGUGUACCUACAGCGCUUCCGGCCGCAGGACUACCAGUGCCUGCUACGAGGACACAGCCCCGGAGAGAAGCCCCAGGGGGACGAAAGAUCCUGACGGCAACAUGGGCUACGGUGUCACUUCCUCAACAGGGAGAACUCUGAAUCUAACAGGGUUCCUUCCUGGGCUCACUGGGCCUCUUCCUCUGGCCUCCUUCCCUGACUCCUCUCUCUCCAGCUCCGCCUGUUCUUUCACCUUACCCUCAGCGAUCCUUCCUCGAGCCCUCCCUGGCUGCCUCCUCUCCCUCAUCCGUCAGAUGCAAUCUGUGGGCCGCCCCUCUCCCCUGGCCGCUAAGCAGCCUCCAUUGAUUUCCGCUCGUGUUUAUAGGAUUUCCACUUAGCUGUGAUCAGUAGUUAAGCACAGGAAAAUCCCUUGCCACCCCCCCUCCCUUGGUCGAUGCCAUUGAUUCUGCCAGCGGCUCCUAAACCGCCUUACAGCUGAGUUAGAGAUGAGGGGAGGCAGCAGGGAUUUCCCUGCCUUGGGGUAUGGGAAAUAGCAGCAGGUUAGGAAGUAGGUGGGAAUCUGUUAGAAAUCUAGAAGUUCUGGUAUUACUUUUUGCUCCUGUGCCCUACUCUGGCCCAGAUGGUAAAGUGCCUCCUAUAGAGGUUUAGGGGCAAAUUUACUCCCCAACCUGGAAGGGGUAGAAAGAAAAGUCCUCAUUUGUUAAAACAGGUUCCUAAGGCUCAGGGGAAGAUACAGAACUUUACUUUCUGGAUAAGGAAACUCUUCCCUUGCUAUGAUUCAUAAACGCUUUCUAGCUCAAAUAUACCCAAAUAUGGCUUCUGCCCCUCAGGCUUUAUUGGGCUCUCAUUAUUGGGAAAGGCAGGCCCCCCCACUCCCCAGUUUUUGAAGAGGCAAGCACAGGCGCAGGGCACCACCUGCUGGUAGACAUCAGGUACCGGCUCCGAGUGGCUGGGACCUUGGGGGGUUUGGGACACAGGAGGAUUUCAGACCGUGAGUGGAGGCUGAGUCACUGCCAUGUCUCCACAGGCAAGUUGUUCACCUCAAAGAUCUCCUGCACUGACCGGCCAAAAUGGUUGUAGGUGAGGCGCAGCUUUAGCCUCAAGGGGGCCUAGGAGUACGAGAGUGGAGACCAGGGUCAGCACCUGCGAUGUCUCCUGUCCCUGGCUUCACCAGGAAGCGGGUGGGUGGGUGCUCUUGAACUCACUUUGUUAGGAUUGAGGAUUCUGAGGAGCUGGGUCACUGGAAGGCCACCCUGAGCUGGAACUGUGUUCCCACUGGGGGCCUGUAGCUGCAGCUGGAAACUCUGAACACAGGAGAUUGGGCAGAGCACAGUAACGCAGCUAGCCGGGCUCAGCAACCCCUACCCACCCAAGAGUCUCAAACCUGCUUCCCAUAACUUCCCAAGUGCUUGUCCCUGCAUGUCAUUCCCUUCUCGUUCUUCCUCCCACCCACCUCCUCUCUGUAGCCCUUUCUCAAGUGCCCAGGCCACCUCGAAUCCUGGUCUUUCACAAACCUUGGGCACAGCGGCCUGGCAGAUGAAGUGGGUGACAUCAGCCCCGGAGGUGUUGGUAGCAGUGACCGUGAUUAAGAGCAAAGCAGGAGUUCCAGGGGGUCGAACAAAAGACAGACUCAGCUGUAGUCCUUCACGCUCAAACGCUCUGAGAUCUGGGAUGGAAGCUGGAACAUGGAGACAGAAGCAGCUCAGCGUAUGGGCGAAGAUAACAAGCUCAUUCAUUCACAACGGAAAUGAAGUGAGAGCCCACUGGGUGCGGGGCAGUGCUUGAAGUGCUAGUGACAAAGUGGACAAGAAGAUAAAACCACCUUCCCCUGCUCUGUCUCUCAAAAAAAAAAUUAAAAAAAACAUUAAACAAGAAGAUGAAACUCAUAGUCCAGUGGGCAGAGAGAAACAAUAAACGAGAAAACAACCAAGAUAA